Molecule: messenger RNA, 7677 nt
Organism: Exophiala spinifera
Lineage: Eukaryota; Fungi; Ascomycota; Eurotiomycetes; Chaetothyriales; Herpotrichiellaceae
Exons: 1
Coding region: 1-7677 (2558 amino acids)
Molecular function (GO): protein binding
Source: RefSeq, a predicted model, not a curated record
AUGGGCCUCACCGUGCCCGUACCUGGACGAGGCCGGGCAGUCUCUAUUGCUGAUAUCCUUCGUCCGCAGGAUAAAGACAUAGCUGUCUUGGUGAAGAGUUUGGACGAUUUGGACCGCUCCUCUUUUGCAAACCUGCAAGAUAGUCUGGACCAGUCAGCCGCGUUACAACAACUGCGGCACUUUCUCAAGGAUGACGCUGAACUUCACGGGGCCAAGAGUGGCUUCAGACGUGCUGGCGGUUUACAGGCACUGCUUCGUCUGCUUCGAUCUUUGACCGAUACCUAUGGAGCGCAAGAAACCCCUUCGUCCAACAUCAAAGUCUUUCUCCAGACACUGUCACAGUGGUUCGCCGUGCUUGGAGCUGCAUUAGAAGGACAUGAAGGCAGCCAAAGGUAUUUUAGAACAAAGGUGGAAUCCAACGGGUGGGAAUCUUUGCAAUGCACGCUGCAGCAGUGUUUGGCCCUUGUGUCGUGCCAAAGCAGAGAAGAGUUGUACACUGAGCAGUUCUUUGGUAUUCUCUUCGCGACAGCCGCAGGAGUGGAAGUCGUCGACGAUAUCUACACGGCGGUCGAGCGAUUCGUCAAGAAGCAAGAUGUGGAACCUAUCUCCGAGGGCACUGUCGGCAUUGUACAGACUGCGGUGGCUAAGUCAAUGUCGAGUGUGGAUGAACUCGCUUUGCCCGAGCUCCUUACCACAAUACUUGUUCUAUGGAGUACGGGAAUCAAGGCAGGACGCAUAUCACCGCGGUCCAUGCGAUUGACUCUACCAAUGGGCCUCAGAGACAUCCUUUCGAAAUCCAGACAUAACCUAGUCACCGCCCAUACCGCCGGAACGUUGACAGCGAUACUACAACUAGUGUUUGAAGAGCAGCUAUCACCGGUUGAAAGGUCCUUGUUCAAAGAAGCUGCCUUAGUCCUCUGCCAAGAAGGAGUCUCGAGUCUGGACGACGCCCAUUACCUGUUCAAUCAGGCAGCAUCAUCAUCUGAUGGAGGGGCUUUUCUGCUGGAUGCCGUGAACGCAUCGAGGCAACCUCCUAGUGUCCAGUUCGACCUUUCUCAACAGGGUUAUGCGUCUACCGAACUUGCAACCCUUGGUAGGCCGUUUCCUCCUCUUGAAACCCCCGGUUAUACCUUGAGCCUAUGGGCUCGUUUUGAUCUGUUCGACACUCAAGCACAUACCACCCUCUUCGGUGCCUUCGAUAAGAGUCAAACUUGUUUCGUUCUGGCGUAUCUGGAGAAAGACACACAUCAUCUCAUUCUCCAAACGGCAAUUCAGGGAAACAGACCGAGCGUUAGGUUCAAAUCGGUAGCCUUUCAGCCAGAUACGUGGUAUCAUAUCUGCAUAGUCCAUAAACGACCGCGAACCACAUCAUCGUCGAGAGCGUUCCUUUUUGUCGAUGGAGAGUUCGUGGAACAGCAAAAGGCAAACUAUCCCUCAGCUCCUCCUGGUGAGCGUGGACAACCCUACCCUAAGGUUCAGGCAUUCUUCGGUACGCCUCAGGAUCUUUCUCCUCGCGCCGUGGGAACCGCUUGCCUCUCUAAAUGGUCAUUGGGCUCUGCGAUAUUAUUCUCAGACACUAUGAGCGACGAUCUGAUUGCAGUUUUCUACCAUCUGGGCCCGAAGUAUCAUGGCAAUUUCCAAGACUGCCUUGGAUCAUUUCAGACCUACCAAGCCUCAGCCGCCUUGAACCUCAGAAACGAGAUGCUGCAUCCUGGGAAGGAAGACCAGUCGGAGCUCAUUUUAGCGAUUAGGAAAAAGGCCAGUCACCUUAUCCGCGAAGACAAAAUCCUCAUCAACAUAUCUGCCGCCACCAUUGUGGAUGACGACGAUCGAAAUAACAUUGACGAGAGUCAGCUUGUAAAGUCCCUGUCAAAAUUGGCGGCUAAAAACCUGGUCGCCUAUACACGGUCCGGCACUAAUGCUGUUGCGAUCAACGGUGCGGUGCCUGCCAUUAAUGAUGCUCUUACACAAGCUCGUGGCGUCUUUCUGCUCAUGGGCGACCCAACCGUGACUGUGCCACAUUCCCUGGAUGAUGCUAGCUGGCGCUUAGGUGGCUGCGGUGCUGUUGGUCUUUGUCUUCUGCACCGGGCUCGAACCACGGAAGAAGUUGCCCUUGCCGUCGAUAUCCUGCUGGAGACCGUGCGCUACAGCUGGAGGAACAGCGAGGUGAUGGAACGCGAUGGAGGAUAUUCUAUCCUAGCAAUGAUUCUGAAGGAGAAACUCGUACUUCCCACACAACAAAACAGUGACUCAGCAAAGACGACGAUUGCCAUUCCCACUCCUCGGCUCGAUAGAAACACGCUGAGUCUCCAGGUUUUGAAGUCCAUACUGUCAUUCACUGGGUAUGACCACGAAAACUUGUCAAAAUCGGUCAUCAAUAACCCCUUGGCGUACAAAAUUCUGAUAGCGGACAGCAGCAUCUGGCGCUGCGGCCCUUUCCCUGUACAGCAACUAUAUUUCGGACAGUUUCUCGUUUUUGCUGAGCAGAGUGAGUUCAAGCGAUUCAACUUGAAGAGGCUAUCCAGAAUGCGAGUCCUGAAACGACUUAUGGAAGCUUUGAAGUCAGAACCUGUGUCAAGGGCUAUCAUCCCCAUGUAUAUGGCUGCUUUUAAGGUGCUCCUGCCUCAGUCCCUGUCUGCGGAAACUUUGCGAUCGCUUGCCCUAUUUGUUACUUUCUCCGUUAACAAACGUAACGCUGGUCUGCAGUUCCGCAAGCCAACACGUCGAGAAGCUCGCCAACGAAGCUCCUCCGCAGGGUCUUCGAAGAGUGGCAAAGAUGAGGCCACGUCCAACUUAACCCAUUUCGAGAUAGGCGUUGAGGUUCUCCGGUUGUACUCGGACAUGUUAUGCCGCAAGGAUGACGACACUAUGAUCAAGAAGUUUGCGAAGACAGUCACGAACAAGUGGCUCCUCUAUCUACUCUCAGAGACUUCCCCGGAAGUGGUCGUGCUUUCAAUGAGAAUACUGGCGCGGUUGCUCGUUGUGCAUGGGGACAGCUACGUCAAGAAGUUCAAGGACAAUUCCAAAACAUCAGGCUUCACCGUGUUGGCAUAUCGACUCAAGCGGUGGUGGCAUCUUCCAGCUUUGUGGCCUGCAUGUUUUGCUAUUUUAUUCAACCUCGACGUCUGCAACCUUGACCUGGACAGAAAUUUUGAUCUAUUCGGCUUCAUCGAUCUCUUCGCGGGUAAGAAGGAGUUUUCCGUCACGUACCCUGAAAUUCUCGAAGUUAUCAUGGCUAUGCUACAGAGCGGCCUCAAAACGAUAGUCGCGUCCAAGCGCCACCAAGUUGCUACCACUCUAGCGCCUCCUCUGGAAGACCUGGAUCAGCCCCCUCAAAGGCUGUCGAUGUCAACAAUGGCACCACCAAAUCCACUCCUUACUAUCGUGACUAGCCAACAUGUCGAGACCCUCGAUACUGUAGUCAGAUUCCUUGCAGAUCUCCACACAAGGUCACGAAAAUUCCGAGAUUUUACAGCGACCAACAGCUCGUCGUAUAUCCAACAAUUGCUCGCCGUGCUUUUCCCGGUAGUGGUGGGUUCUGAUAAUGUCGAAGCACGAACUGAAUUGGAUGCUCGAGAUUCCAUGUUGACGUUUGACGGUGCUGAUGUUGUUGUGCAUCCUUUAUCGACCACGUCGCCCAUAAUACGUACGUCGGAGGUGGAACCAUCACCUGUAGGGUCUCGGGGCUCGACACUUCGACGAGGGUCCUCGUUUGUUCUAGUCACACGAGACCAGACUCACCAAAACGGCAACGGCAAUAAGAGCGCCUCUGCCGACGGCUCUGACUCCGCAACCCGAAAAAUGCCAGAGCUCAACGAGGGCCAUUCGAUCGUACAAACUUUACUAGAAAUAGUUGUGGCUAUUUUUCUGGACCAGAUUUUGACGAGAAAGGACUUUCCCGGGCUCGGGCUGUUUCUCAAAACGCCGCCUGGCUUUGUCGAGCACCAAACCUACUUUGAAACAUGGAUUUUGAGAAAUACAGUGUCACAACUUUCGACCCAAGUCGCUUUGGACCAGAAAGUUCUGACUGAACCCAGAGUUUUGACAAACCUUGCGCGUCUAUUCAGCCACCUCGAAGAAGCCCUUUUUGAAGGCUGGUUCAUUGGAGGAGCUGAUCCUGUCCUUGAUCUCGCAGGCUCCAUUCUCGAGUUCCUUCAACGUCCUGACGUAGCAAAGAUGAAGAGUGUCCGGCUGUGCGCACAAACAAUCGCGAUUAUUCGUGCUGUUGUUUUCCGGAUAGUCCUGCUCAGCUUAUCAUCAAUCCGAGACAACCAAUCAUUGCCUUUUCUGGGGAAGCUGACUUAUUGGCAAACAGUCUUGCUCUCUGCCGAAGAAGCACAGUCGAGCAAUUUACAACUCAUUUGCUAUUUGCUCUACGCACAGCUAGUUUCGUCCACGGAUGCUGUUCGGCAAACGGCCGCCAAUCUUUGGAGAAUUAUUCUUGUUCAAAAACCGCAUGAAGCUACCGCCAUCUUUGGGCAGACGGAUACAAACGAGCAGAAGAGCCUUACCUCUGGGUUUGCAAAGGUGGUGGAGCUCGACAAUGAAGCUUUCCUGCAUUGGGUGGAUGAGCACAGGAAUGAAUUAGACACGUUGUUCUUCGACACGCUCUCCAAACAGUGGAAUAGUUUUGUCGCCAACGAGAAUAAGCGUACCGAGGAGAAUGGUCGCUUGAGAAUUUCCCGCAGACGCGAGAAAGUGAGGCAGUGGUCACAAGAGGAAGCUGAUCGCGAGGACCUGAUCCGCCGGCAUGAAUUAGCGUUCGAGAACUGGACAGCCAAUAUAUAUUCGUCGGAAUAUCUCAAGCAUCAGCGGCUCGUGCAAGACCAACAAGACGACCUUCUUUACACAGAAACCAAUUUCAACCGAAUGCAGAGGGACACCAGCAGACCAGGAGGAUUAUUCUACGCCAAAAAGGAACAGAAAUGGCGCCUAGACCAGACGGAAGGUCGGAAUAGAAUGCGCAUGCGACUCCACGAAGACUUCAGCAAAGCAGAAACUGACCAACCGAAGCGAAAAGGAUCAGAGGUGCCACCAUUAAGGCUUGACACUCGCAAUACGAAGAUGUCCACUCUUGAGGCAAUCGGAGCAACACCUGGUGGGGCGACACCCAUGGUUGCAACACCCCAACGCAUCAACACCGGUACAGAGCCUUUCCCUCAGAUCGAGGAGGAAUCCUCUGGUCAACAGCAGCAAGAUGACUCCGUCAAUAAUGACGAGAGUGAGCAACAGAGCGAAGCAGUAGACGGCGACGACAGUUUCGAGAUGGUUGAGGAUCCCAACGUAGAGCUGGAGGACUUCGAAGAUAAGAAUCGCAAAGUCAUGCGGAGUCUCCACCGAGGUGAUCAGGUUAAGCAUGUCGCCAACAUUUCUCGCAUACUUGGACUUGAAGCUGUUGAAGGUCUGCUCAUCCUUGGCAAGGACUACAUUUAUCUCCUCGACAACUUUUUCCAGCGAGCAGACGGAGAGAUUGUGAACGUCUGGCAAGCCCCUGAGGAGGAGCGGGACCCUUAUGUCAGGAUGAUAUCUGGGAGAGACGUUUCUGACAAAAAGCAUGUCUCCAGGAAUGAAUACCAUGGGGCUCGCAGUUGGAAAUGGUCAGAGAUCAUCAGCGUUUCGAAGCGUCGUUUCCUAUUUCGAGAUGUGGCGAUCGAGAUCUUCUUCAGUGACGGCCGAAGCUAUCUGCUGACCGUCAUCUCCCCUUCUGUUCGGAAUGAAUUGCAUAGCCUCGUUAGCGCCAAAUCUCCCUCCCCAAGUGCGCUAAGCGCUGCACAUCCCGAGACGGCCUGGCGUUACGAAACCUUGAGGAGUGUCGAUGACGAGCCACAAACUCUUGGUUCAAAGUUCGCAAACGUAUUUGGACAGCAGGCGACCUACCUCGCUGCAACUCGAAAGUGGCAGAAAGGAGAAAUGUCAAAUUUCCAUUAUCUCAUGCUCGUCAAUACGAUGGCGGGACGAACAUACAAUGAUUUGACGCAAUAUCCUGUGUUUCCGUGGAUUAUUGCAGACUACACGAGCGAGGAAUUGGACUUGUCGGACCCACGAAGUUUUCGCGAUCUUUCCAAACCCAUGGGAUGCCAGACUCCGGAACGAGAGAGACAAUUUCGCGACCGUUACGAAGCCCUGGCAGAGAUGGGAGACGCCAGUACUCCCGCUUUCCACUAUGGGACUCAUUAUUCAUCUGCCAUGAUUGUGACUUCCUACUUGAUCCGACUGCAACCUUUCGUCAAAUCAUACCUACUCUUACAAGGUGGGACGUUCGACCAUCCUGAUCGCAUGUUCUUCUCUGUCGAAGGGGCGUGGAAAUCGGCGUCACGCUUGAUCCCGACAGACGUGCGUGAACUAACACCUGAGUUCUACUAUUUGCCUGAAUUCUUGGUGAACGUCAACAACUUUGACUUCGGGACCAGACAAAACUCGAGCGAGUCGAUUGGCAAUGUCGAGCUACCACCCUGGGCAAAAGGCGAUGCUAGGAUAUUUAUAGCCAAGCAACGAGAGGCUCUCGAAAGCCCUUUUGUCAGCAAGAAUUUGCACAAGUGGAUUGAUCUCGUUUUCGGCUGCAAGCAGAAAGGAGAAGCGGCGGUUGAAGCCGUCAACGUCUUUCAUUACCUCUCGUACCAGGGUGCUCGCGAUCUCGAUUCCAUUACCGACGCCCGAGAUCGACUGGCGACCAUAGGAGUCAUUCACAAUUUUGGCCAGACGCCCUAUCAAAUCUUUACCAAACCCCACCCGGCCAGAGAGCAGACCCGGCAUAGAUACAAACGUUUGGACACGGCUGCAGAGUCUUUGACCAGGGUCCCUUCGACUCUUUUGGAGACGGAAGAAAGGAUUGCAUCUCUCAGCUGGUCAUGGAAGUCCGAGCGAUUGUUGUGCUCUGGUGCCUUCAGGCUGAACAUACCUCCAGACUACGAGAUGUACAUGGAGUGGGGGUUCUCUGACAACAGCGUCCGUUUCUAUUCCACGGAGAGUCGCAAGCAAGUUGGCCUUUUCGAGCAUUUACAUAUUGGACAAUUGUCGUGUGCUCUAUUCACCGAUUCAAGAACUUUGGUCACGGCAGGCACUGAUUGUACAGUUGCGGUCUGGACAGUGAUUGACACAGGCAAGUCAGUUGAAUUGCACCCUCGAGCGACUCUGUUCGGACACCGAAAGGCCGUGACCGUGCUGGCAGUGUCGAGGGCAUUCAAUGCACUAUUAUCGGCAUCGUCAGAUGGACAGGUCAUGUUGUGGGAUCUCAACCGAUGUGAGUUCAAUCGCAUGCUCGACGAUCGACUUCCGGUGACAUGUGCCACAAUCAAUGACGUUACUGGGAACAUCGUGCUCUGCCAUGGCCACGAGAUCAGUAUGUACACGCUCAAUGGUGACCGAUUACUACGCCAGGACUCCGGGGAUCGAUUGCAAGAGAGCAUCGUCUCAUGUGCAUGCUACGAGGGUGCUGGCAACGAAUGGCUUGAACGAGACCUUGUUUUCACAGGCCAUAAGAGAGGUCAAGUCCGGAUCUGGAGCAAAGUUGUGCGUGGAGGGCGAUUCGAGUUGGAACUCAUCCGUCAGUUGAAUCAUGCGGAUAACAGCAGGGAUGACGGGGCCAACGUCAGCGCUGGCAUCAGUUGCAUUCUGCCAAUGGCACAACUGGUGUACACUGGCGAUGAAGACGGCAGAGUGGUGAGUUUUUCUGUAUGA